Fonsecaea erecta is the source of this 1164-nucleotide messenger RNA. RefSeq lists its product as hypothetical. Lineage: Eukaryota; Fungi; Ascomycota; Eurotiomycetes; Chaetothyriales; Herpotrichiellaceae. The transcript has 2 exons. Bases 1 to 1164 code for a protein of 387 amino acids. The record is from RefSeq and is a predicted model, not a curated record.
AUGGCUGCCCUGACCAAGGUGACAGCUACUGCUGUCUCGAAGCAGCAGCCACAACAAACUCCCUAUCAGCUCGACCCUGACCAGACUCUCAAAGCCUCCCGAGCCUUGCUCCAGCACAUCCAGUCAGAAACCAAGCGUCUACAGCAGGCAUCGUCAAAAAAGAGUCUGCUGGCUGCCAGCGGCUCCGAUUCUGAGGACGAUGCCAAUGAUGACACAACGGCGCCGAUUUGGCUCACCCUCACUACCAAACAACAUAUCGUCGACAAGAAUCGUCUGAAGCCCAGCAAAAUUGCUGUCCCACACUCACUCAACACAUCCCCAGACCUUCGGAUAUGUCUCAUCACCACCGAUCCCCAAAGAGCAGUGAAAAACGUGGUGGCUGACCCUACAUUUCCCGACCAUCUCAAGUCUCGCAUCACUCGAAUCAUCGGAUGCACGAAGCUCAAGGCGAGGUACAAGACAUUUGAACAACUGAGAGAGCUCCUCUCUGAACAUGACAUCUUCCUCGCCGACGACCGGAUAGUCACCCGCUUACCAGGAAUCCUGGGCAAAGUCUUCUACAAGGGAACCUCCAAAAGGCCCAUCCCUAUCGUGAUUGCGGACACGAGGAAAGACAAGGCGAACAAGUCUAAAAAAUCAAAGGAAGACGGCGCUUCUGCUCCCACAUCACCGCUAGCCCUGGCCAAAGAAAUUGAAAAAGCGAUCAAUGCUGUUCCUGUCAGUCUCCGACCCGGUACGCUUGUGGCCGUCCGCGCUGGUCUUGCCUCAUUCAAGCCCGAGCAGCUGUCAGAAAAUAUUUCAACCAUUGUCUCAAAGUUGAUUGAGAAGCACGUUGUCAAAGGAUGGAGGAACGUAAGAGGCAUCCACAUAAAAGGUCAAUCCUCAUUCGCAGUGCCAAUAUGGUUGGCGGACGACCUGUGGACCGAGAAUGAUGAUAUAAUCGCUGGUGAAAACGGGAUUGAAUCUUUAGAAGAUGAAGUUCAGCAAGGACAGAAGCGAAAGAGAAAUGUGGCAAGUACAAAGGGACCCCAGGCUGGUUCUCGGAAACGUCUAAAGGACGACGCAGGAAAGAAUGGAACGUCCACGGCUGAUCAGGAAGCCGCACGUGCACGGAAAAGCAAGUUGGCUGCCCAAAAAGCGAAGGUGUUUGAGGAACAAGUUUAA